AUGCGUACGACAAACCGUGACGCGGAAACGCCAAAAGCUUACGGCAAAGCGGCCGACGGCGAGGCGGCCGACGGCGAGGCGGCCGACGGUGAGGCGGCCGACGGCGAGGCGGCCGACGGUGAGGCGGCCGACGGCGAGGCGGCCGACGGCGAGGCGGUCGACGGCGAGGCGGCCGACGGCAAAGCGGCCGACGGCGAGGCGGCCGACGGCGAGGCGGCCGACGGCGAGGCGGCCGACGGCGAGACGCUGACAAUCCAAGAACCUUCCCAGCACACCCACCUGGCGAUUGUGACGUCAGCUCGGCCGCUAGUGGAGGAUGAUGACGAAGGCAGUACGACAAACCGUGACGCGGAAACGCCAAAAGCUUACGGCAAAGCGGCCGACGGCGAGGCAGCCGACGGCGAGGCGGCCGACGGCGAGGCGGCCUACGGCGAGGCGGCCGACGGCGAGGCGGCCGACGGCGAGGCGGCCGACGGCGAGGCGGCCGACGGCGAGGCGACCGACGGCGAGACGCUGAAGUAA
Molecule: messenger RNA, 522 nt
Organism: Volvox carteri f. nagariensis
Lineage: Eukaryota; Viridiplantae; Chlorophyta; Chlorophyceae; Chlamydomonadales; Volvocaceae
Exons: 4
Coding region: 1-522 (173 amino acids)
Source: RefSeq, a predicted model, not a curated record